UAGCGGCCACCAGCGGGAACAGCACGCGGCUGACGGGCGGUGAUUUCCAGCGUCGGUGGUGCAGCAGAGCAGAUCCUGUCUGACCGCAGCUCAGUCCGCACACACCGCCUGUCUGUCUGUCUGUCUGUCUGUCUGUCUGCCUGACUGUCUGUCCGCAGGCAGUCGGUCAGUGAAGCCCGCACACAGACCGCUCAGCCCCGCCAUGAGCACGGUGUCCUCCUGACGGCCUCCAUUCACAUCCAGAGCGCAUCUGCAGCCGAAUCUGUGCGAUCUGUCCAUUCAGAGGCGGAGGAGAGGAGGAGGAGGAGGAGGAGGGAGGAGAUGCUGAGCACUGCAGCAGACAUGCCGGGCCCGCUCCACAUCACACUGAUCGCGCUCCUGUCGAGCUGCGACGCCUUCAGACUGGGUUCGUCCCAGCGCGUCAUUCCCCUCAGCCCUCCCGUGGCCCGUGUGUUCCAGGAUGAAGGCCCGGCCCAGCCACACUUCAUCCAGGAGUUAGUCAGGACCAAACGCCACUCAGUCCAAGAGUUGGUGCGAGCCCAGCCUAACUUGGUUCAUGACAUGGGCCGGCCAGAGAUACAUGAAACAACCCGCUCCCAGGCGAAGAUGGACUCCGCUAACGCCUCCCAGUUACACCCAGCGCCCCCGGCCAGGACCUGGCCCGCUGUGGACGAAAGCGUAGAUGUGGAAGACGAGAUGGAGCGUAUGGUCCAUCUGGUGGUUCCCCAGGAUUCAGAGAGCUACAGGGACCCAGAGAAGGAGCUCGUCGGUGGGCCCGGAGCCGGCGACGCCUCCCUGGAGGCCUCGGGCUUCUAUGGGACGGACAUGGAGGACAGAGACAGAGGAGAGGAGGGAGGAGAGGACCGAGAGAGAAGAGGGGGGGAGGACGAGUGGGAGAGAGAAAUGGGAGAGGACCAAGAGAGGAGAGGGGGAGACGCCAGAGGAGAGGAAGAGGAGCGGGGAGGAGAAGAUGUUCAUGGUCUGGACGUCUCAGAGGCCAACCACACAACCCCGGAUCUGGACGCUCUGAUUGGCUACAGCCCGUCCUUCCACCCCUCCAGCUCACAGCAGCCCAGCAUCUCCUCCCCAGAUGAGCUGCACGAUUCUGGGCCACAGGAGCAUCGUGCAGCCCCGAUCCUGGAGGUGGGGCCCUUAGAGCGAGAGCUGUGGGAGGCAGAGGGGGAGGAAGAUGGUCACUCCAGCGGGUAUGGAGGCCUCCACCGCUCCAUCGCUACAACCAGUACUACACCCACUGCUGCUCCUCCUGCUGCUGGAGGAGACGCCGUGGGAACUGCCACCCCCGAGACGGACACAGGAACAGACUUCGGGCUGCUGGGAACGUAUACAAAAGAUGAGACAGAGGACGAAGAGACUGAGAGGGAGGAGGAAGAGGAAGAGACCGGUCUGGCACACAAAGGCGUGUUUUCCCAGAAUCCCACUGUUCCAGAGGUCGGCAUGGCUCCCAGCAGAGAGCCUCUGCAGCCCAGCGUGGAGGAAGAGGAGGAACAGGGACAACAUGAGUUCAAAGGAGUUCGACUGAACGACAGAAGCGAAGAGGCGGAGGAGGAGGAGAGAUGGGGAAAGAUGGAGAAAGAGGAAACGAGAAUCGGACCCAUCAGCCCGCUCACAACAGAACCCUCCACCACCGUCGGCUUCACCGACUCCUCCUGGGACUGGACCACGCCCCUGCCGGCCCACAGGUCAAAGGUCAGGGGAGGUGGAGUCACUGAGGUCUUCGUACCCGGCCGUGAUUUUGAUGAUCUGGAGGAGCACCAGGUGGUGUGUGUCGACUGGAGCGAGCUGACCGGACGAGGCUACGUCAUCCUCAACAUGACGCAAAACUUGAAUUGUGAGGAGUUUCGUGCGGACCAGGGGAUACUGCUGCUGAAGAUCAUGGAGCGAGUGUUUGCUCGAAGAAUGAACAGCCCCGAGGGAUCAUGGGUACUUUACCUCAGCAAGCCGACACACCAGCAACACCAACUGCUGAUGAACGUGGCGUCUGAGCAUGGAGUGAUCGGUACCAAGGAUCUGCUGGGCAUGCUGGGAGAGAUCAGGAAGAGUUUGACUGAUGCCGGCAUCGAGAACUACAGCGCAGCCAGUAGCUGCCAGUCUCGACCCAGUCAGACACGCAGCGACUACGGCAAGCUGUUUGUGGUUCUGGUGAUCAUCGGCUCCGUCUGCAUGGUCAUCAUCACAUCUGGAUUCAUUUACAUCUGCUGGCAGAGACGCCUGCCUGCCACCAAGACUACGUUUCGUGCUGAGGAGCUUCACUUUGUGGAGAACGGUUGCCACGACAACCCCAUGCUGGAUGUGGCCAAUGACAGCAAUCCUGAGAUGCAGGAGAAGAAGCCGAGCACCAAUGGGCUCGCGGGGGGAGGAGGAGGAGGAGACGGAGGCGGGGAGGACAGCAAUCGCUGGCAGGUGUUUGUCAAUCAAGCAGCGACUGAGGAGGAAGAAGAGGAGCAGGACACACAUCUCUGAUGGACCAAGAGGAGAAAGAGACAGGUUAUGAAGGAAGGGCGUCACUGAUAGACAGAUGAUGAAGUGGAGAGAGAAGAAGAAGAAGAAGAAGAAGAAGAAGAAGAAGAAGAAAUGACAGUAGAGGAAACGAGGAUGAAGAAAAAAAGAAAACAUUUUGAGGAGAGAGGAGAGGCGAAGAAAGGAGGAAGAGGAAAAGAAAAAGGCUGAGUAAUAGAUGUGUUGUCCAGUCGGAGUUAAGCUAGGAUGAAGUCUAGGAGGAGAAGCAGGAGGAGUCACUGACGUCAUCACGGACAUCAGACACUGGGGUAAAUGCCAAGGUUCAAAAUGCUUCAAAUUUAAAUUAAUGGAAAGACAGUAAAGUCGCCAAACUCUUAAGAUGUCCACCUUCUACACAGUCAGAAAGUGGACUUCAUAGAGUUGCAACUCUAUGUGAUGCUCAUGAUACUCACCAUUACAUAAAAACUCCUCUGUUUAGUGUGCCUUAUGCUUUUAGCUUUCAGCGCAAUUAAAACAUGAAACCAGCAAAAAAAAAAAAAAAAAAAAAAA
Acanthopagrus latus (yellowfin seabream) is the source of this 3027-nucleotide messenger RNA. RefSeq names its product podocalyxin-like 2 (gene podxl2). Lineage: Eukaryota; Metazoa; Chordata; Actinopteri; Spariformes; Sparidae. The record is from RefSeq and is a predicted model, not a curated record. Bases 322 to 2481 code for a protein of 719 amino acids. The transcript has 13 exons.